UGCUAGCCGACUCCAGUAGCCCACAUUCGCAGAGAGUGGUCGGACGUUGUAGGUUCCGGCCGUGUGUCCGCUUGCCCCCCUCCGUGCGCGCAGUCGGCGUAGCCUGGCCGCGGAACAACUUGACUUUGAGCAGCGCUGUACUAGCGUGUUACGUUGCUCCACUUCGCGCUGGGAUUUUACUCACGCUCUGCGCUUUUCUGCCGCAAACCUGGAUUACUAACCAACAGCGGUGUUCAGCAUGCCCAAAGUAUUCUUGGUGCGAAAGCCUCGGAGCCACCGGCGGCGCGCGUUGUCGACUUCGUCUACGGUGACGCCUCCGCCGAGCCCGCAGGAACCGACGCAAGAACCGACGCAGUCACGGACCACCUCGACAUGUCCGCCGUACCAAGGGAACCUCGUCAUCGAUUUGGGAUCACCAGCCUCCAGCUGCGGGCAGCGGAGCAGUCCACCGAUGAGUCACCGCGGCAGUCCGCCCGUGUCUCCACCGACGCCCCCAUCGUCGAGCGAAGGCGACAAGGGCUGCCAGCAGAGCAGCGAUGAACCGUACCUGUCUUCGGAGGAUUCCUCCUCCGAGGUGUCCUCCACGUCCAUCGCGUACACAAACUUCCUGUGUAGAAUGACCAUUCCGCGGCCUCCUCCAACGUCGCACCCCGUGCCGCUGCCGCAGGACCCGCGGCCCAUGCCCCCGUGCCCCUUGCGCGUUCCUGUCAUCCAAUCGCCCAUCUCCCGCUACCCUCCCUCGUCUGCUCGGCCGCUGAUCGUGCCUACUUCCAUGGACAUGCCGCUGGACGCCCGCAUCAACGUGCCCGCCGCCUCGCCCGAGGCGCACCCCCACUACCAGCCGCCCACGUCUCCCGUGGAGCUGACGCGGCGCACUCUGGAAGUCCUGCCUGCAGCCAUUUCCGAGAAGGCGAUGUCCGACGACGAUGCUUCCCCCAGGCCUGCCGGUCAGCUGACGGUCAGGCUAGGCCUUCUGCAGCAGCGGCUAGGCCUGAACGGGGACUUGCCCCUCGAGUUCGUCAAUGGCGGCCACGGCAUCAAAAACCCGCUCGUCAACAAGACCGGCCGACGGAACAGCGGCCAGCAACCGUCAGCGGCAGUCGAGUCGCACGACUCGAGCAGCAACCAGAGCUCUGGGUCAGUGGAGCCCCUCAGUCCUCCUCAGAGGCCGCUGCAGCCGCCUGUGCCGCCACCACCGCAGCCGCAGCAGCGGCCGGUGCAGCAGCAUCAGCAGCCCGCAGCGAGGCCUCAGAUCAGCAAGCUUUCGUGCGAGGAGUGCGGCAAGACUUUCGGCCUGCAGCGGCUUCUUAAUCGCCACCUGAAGUGCCACAGCGACUUCAAGCGCUACCUGUGCACCUUCUGCGGCAAGGGCUUCAACGACACCUUCGACCUCAAGCGCCAUACAAGAACACACACCGGUGUCCGCCCGUACAAGUGCGACAUGUGCGACAAGUCGUUCACACAGCGCUGCUCGCUCGAGUCUCACACGCUCAAGGUGCACGGCAUCCAGCACCAGUACGCCUACAAGGAACGCCGGGCUAAGGUCUACGUCUGCGAAGAGUGCGGCCACACGACGAACGAGCCCGAAGUGCACUUCCUGCACCUCAGGGAUCGUCACCCUUUAAGUCCAGCUCUGCACAAGUUCUACGACAAGAGGCACUUCAAGUUCUCCGACGGCACUUUCCCCAUGAACAUCCUGCGCGUGCCUCAUUCCUAAACUGUCUCUCUCGGGCGGAGAACGUGUCCCGCCUUUUAUAAGGCGUCAGCCACGUGGAGCGCCUUGGCGUACGUCCUCCGUCGGCGAGUGCGCUUCGAGCAUUCGGCGAUAGCGGAACACCGCACGGUGCGCAUUUUAAAGGGACACUGAAGGGCAAGUCAGUUUAGACCACUUAAUUGAACCCUCAAAACUCUUUUAAUUCAUUUUUCAUGCCAUUCACGAAUAUUUUAUUUUAGUUAAGAAAAGAAAGCUCACGUGUUGCUUGAGCCAAAGCAUAUUUUUUUUCUUUAUGAAAUUAGGCGUAAUAAAAGCAGAAAUGUAACUAGAACAUCAAAACCAAGUACCUAAAUAGGUACUGAUAGGCUAGUUGUUAAUCCGUCGUUUUGUUAUGCAGCACACGGAAAAAAAGGAAAA
Messenger RNA from Dermacentor silvarum, 2131 nucleotides. Its product is annotated as transcriptional regulator ovo. Bases 239 to 1717 code for a protein of 492 amino acids. The record is from RefSeq and is a predicted model, not a curated record. Gene Ontology annotation, biological process: epidermal cell differentiation; regulation of transcription by RNA polymerase II. NCBI's taxonomy places the organism in Eukaryota, Metazoa, Arthropoda, Arachnida, Ixodida, Ixodidae. Gene Ontology annotation, molecular function: RNA polymerase II cis-regulatory region sequence-specific DNA binding; DNA-binding transcription factor activity, RNA polymerase II-specific. The transcript has 4 exons. Gene Ontology annotation, cellular component: nucleus.